This is a messenger RNA of Brienomyrus brachyistius, 765 nucleotides long. RefSeq names its product G0/G1 switch protein 2-like. The coding region runs from base 150 to 485 and encodes 111 amino acids. The transcript is spliced from 2 exons. The record is from RefSeq and is a predicted model, not a curated record. Lineage: Eukaryota; Metazoa; Chordata; Actinopteri; Osteoglossiformes; Mormyridae.
CAUCGCGCAUAAAUGGGCGUGGCCAUUGAGUCCUUCCGUUUUAAGCCCCGCGACCCAUCAAAAAUUGUUACUUGCUAUAAACUCAGUCCUACGUCCUUUCAAAGGGGAUCGCUUGAAAACACUUCGCACAAGUCCUGAAUUUUAAAGAAAUGGAGAAUAUCCAAGAACUCAUCCAGUUUGCCAAGGAAAUUCGAAGUCAGAAGCCCAGCAAUGGCAUGAUGAAAUUGUACCUGAUAGGCUCCAUGCUUGCACUCUUUGGGGUGAUGGUUGGGUUUGUGGAGACGGUGUUACAGCCUUUCUAUACCCAUGAGCCCAUGGACGAGGAGAUGACACAGCUUGUCCUUCUGGAGCAGCAACAAGCUGAAAAGAAGCUGAGGUGGAGAAUGGAGGCAGCAGCAGUCCUGGAGGAGGACAUGGGAUUGAAAAGCAGGCAGCAGGCAAUGCUUGCGAGGAGGAACUCGGCCAACCGGCUGCAUGCAUCGUAAGGGUGGCCUUCAUCAAUGUGCCUACUCAGCAGAUAUGUAAACACAGCCAAGCUUCUGCAGGUCCACCCUUAAAAAGUUAUCUUGAUGAUGAUUGGGCUAGAUGUUUGUAGACCCAAGGUUUUGUGGAAGAUCAUGCUGUUGGGGAAUCGGGGUCGUUGCUGCUGUGCAGCAGAAAUCUGGAGAUGUUUUAUGAUGCCAUAUCUGAUGGUGCUCGUCAUCUUACACUUGUCUGUGCAUGAAUUUAUAUUUUUUAAAUCGAAUAAACUUUUUAUUUAAGCAA